This is a messenger RNA of Pipistrellus nathusii (Nathusius's pipistrelle), 486 nucleotides long. The record is from the annotation of a GenBank genome assembly. Lineage: Eukaryota; Metazoa; Chordata; Mammalia; Chiroptera; Vespertilionidae.
AUGGCUGUGGAAGCUCUCCACUGCGGUUUGAAUCCACGGGGUAUUGAUCAUCCUGCUCAUGCUGAAGGCAUUAAGCUGCAAAUUGAAGGUGAAAGUGUUGAGUCUCAACCCAUUAAAAACAAACAUUUCCAGAAGGUGCUUGACCAAAAAGGAUCCCCUAAGCGACUGCAGGCAGAAGCUGAGACGGCUAAGUCAUCUACGGUGAAGCUGUCAAAACCAGUGGCUCUGUGGACUCAGCAGGAUGUCUGCAAGUGGUUGAAGAAACAUUGUCCGAAUCAGUACCAGAUCUACAGCGAGUCAUUCAAACAGCAUGACAUAACUGGGCGAGCUUUGCUGAGACUUACUGACAAAAAGCUCGAGCGAAUGGGGAUUGCCCAGGAAAACCUCCGGCAGCACAUCUUGCAACAGGUGCUCCAGCUGAAGGUGCGGGAAGAAGUCAGAAACCUGCAGUUACUCACACAAGCCUCACUCGAGGGUUCUCCAUAA